UAAAUAAGAGGAUUUAAGCGGCUCGUGUUGUUUUGUUUCUGACAUCAGUAGGCAUAUACUGAUAUACAAUGUUCUCGUCCGUUACUAUAAUCUCACAACACUUUUCAAACUUUCUCUCUUCGCCUCUUCAGGUUCUACACCUCAAUCUGAAAACAUGAACUCUUUCGUCUCCAAUCAUCUCUAGCUUCUCACUAAGUGCGAGAACACUUGUCUUCCCAAUACAAGAAGAAGCUAAAGCUAUCUAUGUCCAUGCCCUUUGUUUCCGCAGCAGAGAUGGGUUUAACGCAAUGGCUCCAGCUAAACUCGCCUUGUAUGAAGGAACAUAUAAGCAUCACCAUGCAACUGGCCUUCCUCGCUUUCUUUGUGAUUCAUUUCGCAUGGAAACGGCUUGGUGCAGUGAGAAACAGAGGAGUUCAUGAUACAGAAGAAGACUUGAAGAAACAGAGCAUAACCGUGAAACAGAGCUUCUCUUACAAACUCUCCCUCCUCUGUUCUGUUUCCAUCUUCGGGACUCAUUGCUUCGUCUUGCUUCUGCUGUUACAAAACAGCACGGUGCCUAGGUGUGAUUCCUCUGUUUCUGUCUUCUCCACUGAGAUCUCACAAGCUCUCUCGUGGCUUAUCGUCUCUCUUUAUGUGAUCAAGAUCAAAGAACGGAGACUUUUAGAGUUUCCUUGGAUGUUAAGGACAUGGUGGCUCUUUAGUUUCAUCUUAUCCUUAACCUUCACUGCUCAUUUCAUAACCGCAAAACACCACAAGCCUCUCGGGUUUAAGGACUAUGCUGACUUGACCAGUCUUGUUGCAUCCUUGUUCUUGGUUUCUCUCUCAAUCAGAGGAAACACCGGUUUACAUCUUCUUGAAUCCACCGAAGAAGUCACAGAGCCGUUACUCCUCUGUUCCGAAACAGAGCAAAUCAAGAGAAAGAGCUCUUCUUUUUCUCCAUACGGAAACGCAACUCUCUUCCAACGCAUCACUUUCUCAUGGAUCAACCCUCUCUUCUCCCUCGGAUACAAGAAGCCUCUCGAAAAAGACGACGUACCGAACAUCGACGUGGAAGACUCAGCCCAAACAUGCUCUCAAGCCUUUGACAAGAACCUCAAAACCACCAUAGAGCAAGAAGGACCAGGGAGGGCCUUCUUCUACAAGUCGGUUCUUCGAUUCGUCUGGAAGAAAGCAGCCAUCAACGCGGUUUUCGCAGUCGUAAACGCCAGUACAGCUUACAUUGGACCGUACCUCAUCAACGACUUCGUUGUCUUCUUAACCGAGAAACAAGACCAGAGCUUAAACUACGGUUACCUUCUUGCACUAGGCUUCUUGAGCGCCAAGAUCGUUGAGACAGUCACUCAAAGACAGUGGAUCUUCGGAGCUCGCCAGCUCGGAAUGCGCCUAAGAGCAGCUUUGAUAUCACAUAUAUACCAAAAGGGUUUACUGUUAUCUAGCCAGUCUCGGCAAAGCCACACGAGCGGAGAGAUCAUCAACUACAUGAGUGUAGAUGUUCAGAGGAUCACUGACUUCAUCUGGUAUGUUAACAACAUAUGGAUGUUACCUAUUCAGAUCUCCGCGGCGAUUUUCAUCUUGCAGAAGCAUCUGGGACUAGGAGCUGUGGCUGCAUUGGUCACAACUUUGAUGGUGAUGGCUUGCAACUACCCUCUCACAAGGAUUCAGAGAACUUACCAGUCAGAUAUCAUGAAUGCUAAAGAUGAGAGGAUGAAAGCAACUUCAGAGAUUCUUAAGAACAUGAAGAUUCUGAAGCUUCAAGCAUGGGACAAUCAGUUUCUCAACAAGGUUAAGAGGUUGAGGAAGAAAGAGUAUGAUUGUCUAUGGAAGUCCUUGAGGUUACAAGCUUUCACUACUUUUAUACUCUGGGGAGCUCCUGCUUUGAUCUCUGUGGUGACUUUUGUAACUUGCAUGCUCAUUGGAGUGAAGCUAACCUCUGGAGCAGUCUUGUCUGCUCUUGCAACGUUUCAGAUGUUGCAAAGUCCGAUUUUCGGUUUGCCUGAUCUCCUCUCUGCUCUAGUUCAAAGCAAGGUUUCUGCGGAUAGGAUCGCUUCUUACCUUCAACAAAGUGAGACUCAGAAAGAUGCAGUUGAGUAUCUUUCAAAGGAUGAUACUGAGCUGAGUGUUGAGAUUGAAAACGGUGCAUUCAGCUGGGAGCCUGAAGCAAGCAGACCAACUCUAGAUGAGAUAGAACUUAGAGUUAAGACAGGAAUGAAAGUGGCGAUUUGCGGAGCGGUAGGGUCAGGAAAGUCAAGCUUGCUAUCAUCAAUCUUAGGGGAGAUUCAGAAGCUGAGAGGAACAGUUAGAGUCAGUGGCAAGCAAGCUUAUGUUCCUCAGUCACCAUGGAUACUAACCGGGACUAUUAGAGAUAACAUUCUGUUUGGAAGCAUCUAUGAAAGUGAGAAGUAUGAGAGAACUGUUAAAGCAUGUGCUUUGAUAAAGGACUUUGAGCUGUUCUCUAAUGGAGACAUGACAGAGAUUGGUGAGAGAGGGAUCAACAUGAGUGGAGGUCAGAAGCAAAGGAUACAGAUUGCUAGGGCUGUGUAUCAAGAUGCUGAUGUAUAUCUGCUUGAUGAUCCUUUUAGUGCUGUUGAUGCUCAUACAGGGAGACAACUCUUUGAAGAGUGUUUAAUGGGGAUACUGAAAGAGAAGACAGUACUUUAUGUUACACAUCAAGUUGAGUUUCUUCCAGCAGCAGAUCUCAUUCUGGUGAUGCAAAAUGGAAGAGUGAUGCAAGCAGGAAAGUUCCAAGAGCUUUUGACGCAAAACAUAGGUUUUGAAGUUCUUGUUGGAGCUCAUAACGAAGCUCUUGACUCAAUCCUAUCAAUUGAGAAGUCAAGCAGGAACUUCAAAGAGGAAGCCAAAGAUGAUGAUGAUACAUCAGCCAUUGCAGAGAGUCUUCAGACACAGCGUGACUCAGAGCAUAACAUCUCAACAGAGAACAAAAAGAAAGAAGCAAAGCUAGUGCAAGAUGAGGAGACAGAGAAAGGAGUGAUAGGGAAAGAAGUUUACUUAGCUUAUUUGAGAACUGUUAAAGGAGGAUUGCUUGUGCCAAUCAUAAUCUUGGCUCAGUCUUGCUUCCAAAUGCUGCAGAUUGCUAGCAAUUACUGGAUGGCAUGGACUGCUCCUCCUACUGCUGAAUCAAAACCAAAAAUGAGUAUGGAUAAGAUUUUACUCGUUUACGCGCUUCUUGCUGCAGGAAGUUCACUUUGUGUGUUGGCAAGGACGAUUCUAGUAGCUAUAGGUGGGCUUUCAACAGCAGAGAAGUUCUUUUCAAGGAUGCUUUGCAGCAUUUUCAGAGCUCCUAUGUCAUUUUUUGAUUCAACUCCAACAGGAAGAAUCUUGAACAGAGUAUCCACAGAUCAAAGUGUUUUGGAUUUGGAAAUGGCAAUAAAGCUAGGUUGGUGUGCUUUCUCAAUCAUUCAGAUCGUUGGAACUAUCUUCGUCAUGUCUCAAGUUGCUUGGCAAGUUUGUGUCAUCUUCAUUCCAGUAGCAGUAGCCUGCGUGUUUUAUCAGAGGUAUUACACACCAACAGCAAGAGAACUGUCACGCAUGUCAGGAGUAGAAAGAGCUCCUAUCCUUCACCAUUUCGCUGAAUCUCUUGCUGGUGCAACAACAAUACGCGCAUUUGAUCAGAGAGACCGCUUCAUUAGCUCAAACCUUACUCUUAUUGACAACCAUUCAAGGCCAUGGUUCCAUGUUGCAUCAGCAAUGGAAUGGCUUUCCUUCAGAUUGAAUCUGCUUUCUCAUUUUGUAUUUGCUUUUUCAUUGGUGUUACUUGUGACUCUCCCUGAAGGUGUCAUCAAUCCAAGUAUUGCUGGUCUUGGAGUCACAUAUGGCUUAAGUCUGAAUGUAUUACAAGCCACAGUGAUAUGGAACAUAUGCAAUGCAGAAAACAAAAUGAUCUCUGUAGAAAGGAUUCUCCAAUACUCCAAAAUCCCCAGUGAGGCACCAUUAGUAGUUGAUGCUCAUAAGCCUCUUGAUAACUGGCCAAAUGUUGGAUCAAUUGUCUUCAGAGACCUACAGGUCCGGUAUGCAGAACACUUCCCAGCUGUCCUGAAGAACAUCACUUGUGAGUUUCCAGGAGGGAAGAAGAUUGGAGUUGUGGGAAGAACAGGAAGCGGGAAAUCGACUUUGAUUCAGGCACUGUUUAGGAUUGUUGAGCCAAGUCAAGGAACCAUAGUCAUUGAUAACGUGGAUAUUACCAAGAUAGGUUUGCAUGAUCUGAGAUCAAGACUUGGGAUCAUUCCUCAAGAUCCAGCGCUGUUUGAUGGAACAGUUAGAGUGAAUCUAGACCCUCUAGCUCAGUACACAGAUCAGGAACUAUGGGAGGCGCUUGACAAGUGCCAACUAGGAGAUGUUCUGCGUGCAAAAGAUGAGAAGCUGAACGCUACAGUGGUUGAGAAUGGUGAUAACUGGAGUGUAGGGCAAAGACAGUUAGUGUGUCUAGGGAGGGUGUUGUUGAAGAAGAGCAACAUUCUAGUGCUUGAUGAGGCAACUGCUUCAGUUGAUUCUGCAACAGAUGGUGUGAUACAGAAGAUCAUCACUCAAGAGUUUAAAGAUCGAACAGUUGUGACUAUAGCUCACAGAAUCCAUACAGUGAUUGAGAGUGAUCUUGUUCUGGUUCUUAGUGAUGGACGAAUAGCAGAGUUUGACUCACCUGCAAAACUGCUAGAGAGGGAAGAUUCUUUCUUCUCCAAACUCAUAAAGGAGUAUUCAAUGAGAUCUAAACACUUCACUGGCUCAAAUAAUCUUCUCAGCUGAGAGUGACACUGUGAGUUGAUCUUCUGUUGUAGAGAUAAUAAAAGACCAAUGCAUCAGUUAAACCUAAGUUAAAAGUGUUCUAACUAUCUAUUUAGUACAUAAGUUGAACAUAGACAUGGAGAGAGUACCAUGGUUAGUACUUAGAAGCAAGGUGCAUCUAGGAAAGUUCAGUUCAACAUUUAUUCUUCAGUAUGCUUUAUAUAAUUCAAUCACAAAUGUUUGUGGUUUUCUUUUCAGUUUGUUGUUAGAGAACAUUUCAUGUCACCAAUGUAAUAAAGCAGGAAACUGUUGUAUGGUUACAUAUAAAACUCAAUUUAUCAGCUGUAAUAUAAGAAAUUCAAUGCAACAAUAAUAUGGUAACAACC
Molecule: messenger RNA, 5123 nt
Organism: Brassica napus (rape)
Lineage: Eukaryota; Viridiplantae; Streptophyta; Magnoliopsida; Brassicales; Brassicaceae
Product: putative ABC transporter C family member 15
Exons: 11
Coding region: 244-4758 (1504 amino acids)
Biological process (GO): transmembrane transport
Cellular component (GO): plant-type vacuole; vacuolar membrane
Molecular function (GO): ABC-type transporter activity; ATP binding; ATP hydrolysis activity
Source: RefSeq, a predicted model, not a curated record